Messenger RNA from Ceratitis capitata (Mediterranean fruit fly), 4125 nucleotides. It is a transcript of the gene Elp1, whose product is annotated as putative elongator complex protein 1. Gene Ontology annotation, molecular function: tRNA binding. The record is from RefSeq and is a predicted model, not a curated record. Gene Ontology annotation, cellular component: elongator holoenzyme complex; cytosol. The transcript has 6 exons. Lineage: Eukaryota; Metazoa; Arthropoda; Insecta; Diptera; Tephritidae. Gene Ontology annotation, biological process: tRNA wobble base 5-methoxycarbonylmethyl-2-thiouridinylation. The coding region runs from base 86 to 3949 and encodes 1287 amino acids.
UACUGCACAUGUUUGGGUUAUAAGUCAGCGCGAAUAUUGCUUUUGAUUUUUAUGAAAUUAAACAAAAAAGUUUAUAUCUGAAAAAAUGCGUAAUCUUAAGUUGCAGUCUUGCAAACAAUUAGAAGCUAAAGUGUCCAAUAUAAAAUAUCUAUUGUUGGAUCCCAAUGCAAAUCGAAAAGAAUGUGAUUCAGUUGUGUAUGUAGCAUCCGACUCUCAACUCUUUGAGGUAAAAACAAACAUUGGCGCUAUUAAAGAAUUAGCAGCUGUUCCUGGAAUAGUAGCUGUUGAGUAUUUAGCUUUAAAUAAUGAAAUUUGCUUAGCGACAGAAGCAGGUGAAGUACUUGCGGUAUCCCCUGAGACGGGAACCAUAAAUGAAAGUACUUUUUGUGAUGUUGGCUUGCAAAAUAUGGCUUGGAGUCCCGACCAAGAAGUUGCAGCAUUCAUAACGAAGACAAAUAAUCUUGUCGUUAUGACUUGUACCUAUGACGUCAUAACUGAGCAUGUAUUGAAAGAACAAUGUGAUCCUGAUAGUCAGUUCGUUAAUGUUGGUUGGGGCAAAAAAGAAACGCAAUUUCAUGGAACGGAAGGUAAAACUGCAGCGAAAAAAACAAGCGAUUUUAAACCACCGAAGAAUGUUGAGCUAAUACCACAGGACAUUGAAAUAACAUGGCGAGCUGAUGGUAGUUAUUUUGCUGUAUCUUUUGUUAGUCUUCAAGCUGGUCGAAUGUUUAAAGUGUUUAACAAAGAGGGCGACUUAAAAUACAUAUCUGAACGAUGGAAUGAAUUGCAAAGUCCAAUUGCCUGGCGGCCGACAGGAACAUGGUUAGCUAUUCCUCAACUAUUUCCCAAUAAAACUACCGUGGCACUUUUUGAGAAAAACGGUUUGCGACAUCGUGAAAUCUUAAUGCCUUUCUCGUUGAUUGAUCAACCUAUACGGAGUCUACACUGGAGUAAUGAUUCGGACAUACUGGCAGUUGAAUCUUUUGAGACCUCCACAAAGAAACAGCAUAUAUAUCUUUAUACUAUUAGUAAUUACCAUUGGUAUUUGAAGCAGGUGUUAACUUUUGAUGAGGCAGAUCCUGUCUCAUGUCAUUGCUGGGAUCAACGCAUAGGUGAAGAAAAGACAAUGCAUUUAUGGCUGAAGAGUGGACGCUAUUUCAUUUAUCGCUGGCGUUUCGAUUUUGAUCGGUUUGAACGCAGUGGCAUUGUAGCUGUUAUAGAUGGUAAUAAAUUGCUGAUAACAGAUUUCUCAACGGCCGUUGUGCCACCGCCAAUGAGUAGUGGCGAAAUACAGAUAGAAACAUAUAUUAACGCAUGUGCCAUUACAAAGGAUAACAGACAUGAAAUGCAAAUAUGCAUUUAUGAUGCUAAUGAACAACUGCAAUUGUUUAGAAUUAAAGGUUCUGGUAAUAUGUUAAAAUUUGAUAACAUUUGUACUCUAAAACGAGGUCACAUAGAGUUACAGAAGCACAUUGCGCCACCAAUAGAGAUAGGCAACUUCUUUUGGUUCGAUGAAAGUAACUUGGUAGCAACAGUAAAUAUUGCAAAAACAAGCAAAGUACUUCUACUUUCAUUAGACAUGGGUUCAAAAACAUACAACGUCGCAACAUCAUUGCACUUGAGCAGCAACGCUGUCAGUAGCUGCAUGGGUUUCGCAACAUUGGAACAGUGUUUCGUGCAAACAAUCAAUGGAAAAAUUAAUCAAAUUUCGUUGCAAAGUGACAACACACUGAAAUUGGACAAAUCAUACCAACAAAUGCAGCAAAGUGCGCUGCGUUUGGAGUGGCAUCAAACACAAUCAGCACAAUCUGAUAGUCUUAUUUCCUUGUUAGAAAACCAACGCCUUUAUAUUGAUGGCGAAUUGGUUUCGGGGGAUGUGACGUCAUUUUGUUUGGCAGGCAAUUACUUGGCAUACACAAAACUAACUGAAUUGAAAUUCGUUUUGUUGUCUACACGCCAACAUGUAUAUUCACGAAAUAUGGAGCGUGGCGGUCGUUUAGUUACAACUAUAGCCAAUGAUGCGCGGGUGGUGCUACAAAUGCCGCGUGGAAAUUUGGAAGUUAUUUCACCGCGUGUGUUGUCCUUGGAGAUCAUUGGUCAGUUACUGGAUCAAAAUCGCUAUUAUGAAGCGUUCAAUAUAUUACGAAAGCAGCGAAUUAAUUUGAAUAUAAUAUGUGAUCACAAUAUGGUAAACUUUGUAAAUAAUGUGCACUUGUUUUUAAAUCAAAUAGCUAAUCCGCAUUGGCUAAAUCUUUUCCUGACCGAUCUACAGAAUGAGGACUUUUCCAAAACAAUGUACCACAGUAAUUACGUCACAGCCGAGAAUGUUUAUCCGGAAGGGUUUGAUAUCGCUUCUAAGGUUACUUACCUAUGCGAGCUUUUGUGUUCCUACAUGACUGGAAGUGGGGAUGACCGCUUCCGGUUGCCUAUAAUUACCGCGUAUGUUAAAAUGGGCAAGUUGGAAGAAGCACUUCAAUUAAUUUGGGAGGUGAAAAAAUAUAAAAAUGAAUUGGCCAAAGAAACUACAGAACCAGUAGACGAGGCGGCCGAAGAAGCACUCAAAUACUUGCUGUACUUGGUCGACGUUAAUGAAUUGUAUAACGUGGCUCUAGGCACAUACGAUUUUGGUUUAGUCCUUUUUGUUGCGCAGAAAUCUCAGAAGGAUCCAAAAGAGUUCCUACCAUUCCUUAAUGAGUUGAAAAAGCUUGAAGUUAAUUACCGUAGGUACAAAAUUGAUGAGCAUUUGAAGCGCUAUGAAAAGGCUCUUGAGAAUAUCGUUAAAUGCGGGCGUGAAAAGUUUACCGAAGCCUUGGACUUUAUCAAACGUCAUGACCUAUAUAAACAAGCCUUAAAGUUGUAUCAAGUCAAUGGGGACGUUAUUAGUACAAACCAAGAGUCUCGAAAUAACGUACUUGAAUGCCAGCAAGAAAUCUGUUUGGCUUUCGCUGACUAUCUGCGUGGCAAAAAUGAUCUCGAGAGUGCAAGCAUCAUGUAUGAGCGCGGCGGAAAUAUCGCACAAGCGCUACUCAGCGCUAAGCAUGUAUUGGAUUGGCGACGUGUUCUAAUGUUGGCAAAAAAGGAUUCGCAGGAUGUAGCUACUAUUGCACUAUCCAUGAUGCCAGCACUGCUCGAACAAGGCAAAUACGAAGUAGCUCAUCAAUUGUAUAAAACCUAUGGCACCAAUUUCAAAGAUGCUUUGCAGUGUCUUCUCAAAGGAAAUCUCUUUUUGGAAGCGAUAAUGGAAGCACGUUUGAAUAGCGAUGAAAACGAUUUGUUGGAAGGUCUUGUCAAGCCAGAGCUGCUUAUGUAUAGCAGACAACUAAGACAACAAUUUGUUGAUGACGAAAAGCAAUUUCUUGAGUAUAAACAACGUUUGAAUGAUGUACGUAUCUUGGCACAACAAAAACGCGAUGGUAUCGUUAAUGGCUAUGAUCAGUGUGAUAUUGACGAAGCAGAUCUGCUGUCUGACACUACCAGCUUACGGUCAUCACGAUAUACGGGCAGCUCGCAGGGCACAGGGAAAACAUUCCGCUCCAGCAAGAACCGCCGAAAGCACGAACGAAAAUUGCUUAGCUUGAAACCUGGUAAUCCUUUCGAAGAUAUUGCUCUUAUCGACGCCUUGUAUAACCAAGUGGUGAAGUUGGCCAACCAACAGCAGCGGGUGCGUGACACAUGUAAAGCAUUACUCGAACUGCAGAUGGAUGAUGUGGCGACUGCACUACAAACACAAUUCGGCGUCUUACUAGCAUUACUUCAAGAUUCGUUUGAUGCGAUAUGGACAGAAGAAAUGGUGAAUGCUCAAGCUAUGCAGUAUAAACCAACACCUUACACCGAUUACACAAAACUGCAAAAUGAGCAACGAUAUGCUGUGCUGGCUCCCCAUAAACGUUUCAAGCCGCAACUGAAUCUUAUUGAUUGGAGGUGUGAAAUACUCGCUUGUGAUCAUUAAAUAUUUGAUAGAUAAAGGUAAUAACAUUUACGUGUUUGGUUACUAGGACUGGUCUUGGGUGAAAUGUGUAAUCGCCAAGUUUAACAAAAAUUAAUGCAAAAGUACUUUAGUUCUUAAAUAAAAAUUGUAUUUACUUUGAAAUUUGUAUAAAGACAAGCAAAGCACUAAAAUUUUAA